AUGGCCAUUCCAUCCAUUCUCGAUAACCUCAAGGACGGUGACUCGCCUGACCUGGAACUCGUUCACCCUACCGAAGCGGAAAAGCAGAUACAGUUCAACGCCAACGCCAACGAAUGGCGCGGUGCUCUAUCCAAACCUGCCUACUUUCGUCGCGAGGCCACACUUUCGCAAACAAACCUGACACGUGAUGGCGGCAUUUCAUACUGGAUCCUAGCUGACCCUGACAAGACUGUGUCGGAAGACCCUUGGAACCCAAGUUCAGGCACCCAACUACCAAAGGGCACCCGACUGCCACUAGCGAGCUGCGAAACGAUCCGGAAGAAGGCGCUCGUGUGGGAGAACGGAGAGCUUAAGGAAGUCAUCUGCCAUGGGGUCGGCAGUGUAUUCUGCGCAGAACCUCUCCGCGCGAAGAAGACCGGGAAGAAGACUGAGAGCUAUGCGAGCAGAAUGCUGAAGGAGCUUGGGAAGAAAUUGAAGACUCACCAAACAGAAGAUGGCCAAGAGUCCUUGUUCUCAAUCCUGUUUUCUGACAUCGGGCCAAAAUACUACGCCAAGUUCGGCUGGGAACCUUUUACUUCGUCACACGUCUCUAUCCCCUCGAGCACAUUUCAAGAUACGAGCAGCCUACCUACCGCUAAGCCACUCUACGCGCGGGACCUGGAGGAACUAUGCAAGAUCGACGAAGCCCUUCUCCGCCGGAGCCUAGAGUCGCGACCCAAGAAUAGCAACAUCGCAGUCGCAAUACUUCCCAACAUCGAGACGAUCCAAUGGCACCACGCGCGUGAAGAAUUCGUAGGUAACGAGCUGCACGGUAAGAAGCCGGAGAUCAAAGGCGCGGUUGUCGGUACCGAGAAGGGCAAGCGCGUUUGGUGCUACUGGACCAGGAUGUGGUACAACGAGAACCCAGCUGAAGCCAAGGGCAACACACUGCAUAUCCUACGUUUGGUAAUCGAGGACGAUGGCUUUGAGGGCUCUUCGGGUAGCACGAACGGCGGAUCGAAGAGCCACAGUCACGAAGACGCCAUCGCGGCGCUCAUGGCAAUGGCCCAGCAGGAGGCGCAGAAAUGGAAGAUGGAGAACGUAGAGAUGUGGGCGCCUUCGCCGGCGGCACUGGCAGCUGCAAAGAAGCUGGACCCGGCUGCAGAGCUCACUGUGAGGCAACAGGAGAGCAUCGCGGCCUUACAGUGGUUUCCAGAACACGACGGACCGGUUGCUGACAAGAUUGACUGGGUCGCGAAUGAGAAGUACGGGUGGUGUUGA
Molecule: messenger RNA, 1260 nt
Organism: Alternaria ventricosa
Lineage: Eukaryota; Fungi; Ascomycota; Dothideomycetes; Pleosporales; Pleosporaceae
Exons: 2
Coding region: 1-1260 (419 amino acids)
Source: RefSeq, a predicted model, not a curated record